Molecule: messenger RNA, 2448 nt
Organism: Monomorium pharaonis (pharaoh ant)
Lineage: Eukaryota; Metazoa; Arthropoda; Insecta; Hymenoptera; Formicidae
Product: polypeptide N-acetylgalactosaminyltransferase 1
Exons: 11
Coding region: 384-2195 (603 amino acids)
Cellular component (GO): Golgi apparatus
Source: RefSeq, a predicted model, not a curated record
ACACAACAAGUCCAAGCCUUUUGUCGUUUCUGCGCGCCGGCUGCUAGCCUAUUGCGAGGUUGCGAAACGCUGCGGCGAAUGGCGACAUUGCUCGGCGUCGGAGCACUCACCUCCGCUGCUGACCGACCGGAGCGUCGUUUCGGGACUGCGAGAGUCCACUUUAGAUAUUCUUGGAAUCUUUCUUUUUUGUCGCAAUGACCUGACCUAUCGAUUAUGAGGAACUUGUGAUAACAGAGACUGGAUCUGAAUGAUAACUUUAAGCAGUUUGGUAAAAGUAAAAUGAAGUGGAACUUCCCGAAACUGAUCAGUGCAUGAAUUGACCUUCUGCCGAUAUGCGUCGAGGAUGUGAAUACGACUGAUAUUAUGGAUUAAUAAGAAACAGAAUGUGGCCUAAGUUAAGACGAUCGCGACGUCUGUCGACGAUUGUUUUCUUCAUUGUUAUAUUCAUAGGCGCAUUUCUGAUUUGGUCUAGGAGCAAGGAGAAAAGCGUUGAUCUGCAAAAUAAUUUUAUUCGAUCACAUAGGAACCAGAAAGAUUACAUUGAUCAACGAGGAAUUCAUGUAGUAGUCGGUCAUUACAUAGGAGAUUCUGUAGAUUCUUUGAAAAUUCCAAACAUCACAAAAGAUGUCAUUAAUCAAAAUUUGUUUAACCCACUGCCAUUUGAAGGAAAAGAUGGAGAACCUGUAGUAAUUCAUCCAAAAGAUUUUUACAAGAUGCAACAAUUAUAUCAAAUUAAUCGAUUUAAUUUAAUGGCUAGUGAUAAAAUACCGCUAAACCGAACUCUACCAGAUGUUAGGAAAAAGAAGUGUAUUUCACGAUAUGCAAACGUAGGUAAUUUACCGAAAACAUCGAUUAUUAUAGUAUUUCAUAAUGAAGCUUGGAGUACUCUAUUACGGACAGUACACAGUGUCAUCAAUCGAUCACCAAAAGAACUGUUAGAAGAAAUUAUUCUUGUUGAUGAUAAUAGUGAAAGAGAAUUCUUGAAAAAGUCUUUAGAUGAUUACGUUAAGAAUUUGAGUAUUUCUACAAGAGUUUUGCGAUCUAACGAACGGAUAGGAUUAAUAAAAGCGAGAAUUUUGGGCGCAAACGAUGCUAAAGGUGAAGUUCUCACUUUUCUCGAUGCUCACUGCGAAUGUACGGUUGGAUGGUUAGAGCCAUUACUUGAAGUAGUUGGUAAAAAUGCAACGAGAAUAAUCGCUCCAGUUAUUGACAUAAUAAACGAUAAUACUUUUAGUUAUACAAGAUCAUUUGAACUUCAUUGGGGUGCAUUUAACUGGGAUUUACAUUUCCGCUGGCUAACUUUGAAUGGCCGUCUGUUGAAGGAAAGACGCGAUAACAUCGUUGAACCAUUUCGAACGCCUGCUAUGGCAGGUGGGCUAUUCUCAAUAAAUAGAGACUAUUUUUUUAAAUUGGGUAGCUAUGAUGAUCAGAUGCAAAUCUGGGGUGGUGAGAACUUGGAACUAUCAUUCCGAGCUUGGCAAUGUGGAGGCAGUAUCGAGAUUGCUCCAUGCUCUCAUGUCGGGCAUCUUUUUCGAAAGUCUUCCCCUUACACUUUUCCGGGCGGCGUCGGAGAUAUUUUGUAUGGCAACCUUGCCAGAGUCGCUUCGGUAUGGAUGGAUCAAUGGGCGGAAUUCUAUUUCAAGUUCAAUCCUGAGGCGGCUAGAUUGAGGUAUAAGCAGCAAAUUCGUUCGAGGUUAGCUUUACGCGAGAAACUACAGUGUAAAAGUUUCGAAUGGUACUUGGAGAAUGUAUGGCCGGAGCAUUUCUUUCCCAUGGAUGAUCGAUUCUUUGGCAGGAUAGUGCAUGUUGCAACAAAGAAAUGCAUUAUGCGACCGACUGCGAAAGGUUCUUAUGCACAACCUUCAGGGUAUGCGGUUCUACAUUCAUGCAUACCACGGCCGAUGCUCAGCCAGAUGUUUGUGAUGACCAAAAACGGCGUUAUAAUGACCGAUGAAAGUGUAUGUUUGGACGCACCGGAACGAGAUACGCAACAAAAGACGCCAAAAGUGAAAAUAAUGGCGUGUAGUGGUCGAGAAAGACAAAAAUGGAAAUAUAAUGAACAAACGAAAAUACUCCUGCACGUACCUUCCGAGAUGUGUCUUCAGGCAACAACGGACGAUGACACGCCUACAAUAGCAGCUUGCACUAAGAAUCUCGACCAACAAUGGAUCUUGGAACCAGUUUCUUGGAAGUGAUAAUUAUGAACAUGUUAUUGACAAAAGAAAAGGCAGCGCCUUAAUGAACUGUCAGUCUAUCAGUAACUAAUAUAUAUUUUACUAGUGCAUUAACUUUGCAACAAUUCGCAUAGUUAUCAUUUUAAUAAUAACUAUCUGAAAAUUGUUGAAAAUCAAUAUUUUUUACUUUUGUACUGACGAAAUAAAAUGUAUACCUUUGUUUUAUGACAAGGUACGAAUUAUAUAAUAAAAAACAAUAGACAAUAUAAAAAAA